AUGGAAAUGAGUGAAGAAAACUUGAUCUGUGAAUUGAGAACAUGUACAAAUUGGAAUAUAACAAUUAUCUCUUUAUUCAAAAUUAAUUUUGAAAAAUUUCAAAUUGUUGAAGAUAUUGUUAAUAGUAUUUUGGAGGAUUGUCGUUGGAAAAAUUAUACAAUUAAUAUAAGAUUUUUGACGAAAGAUUUUAAAUUUCAUAAUAUAUCAAAUACUAUGCUUCCAAUUGAAUUAACACCAGAAAUAAGAUUAUUAUCACUUUAUACAGCUGAUGAUGAAAUGACAUCAUAUAAAGCUUCAACUAUUUUUGCAAGUGAUAAUAUGUUUGGAGCUAAUAAAAUUACUGGUAAUUAUAUAUUAGUAUUAACAGAUAUAGAAAAUGUUAUACGUGAUGAGGUUGUCUUGAAGUAUGUUGAUAAUGAAUUAAAAAGAAAAAAAAUUCAUCUUAGAGUAAUUGAAAUAAUUUUGGAUACAGAAAGAAAAUUAUUAUCUUCUAAAGUUCAUCAUUCUAAUUACAAAUUGUUAACUAGAUCAAAAGAUAAUUUAGGACGGGUAUCACUUAUUGAAACAUAUGACAUUUUAGAUAGAGUAAAACCUUGUCCUAGUUUAACAAACCUUCAAAAAAUACAUCAAUAUGGUGAGUUACUGAAGGAACGACAAAUAACUUGGGCACUCGAUCAUAUAAAUGAUUUUAUAAUCGGAGGAAUAAUAGUUUUGAUUGCGAUAUUGGCGGGUUUCUUAGCAGCUCUAUACGAUUUAUGGAAUAAAAAAAAGGAUAAAAAAUUGAUAAAAUCUUAA
Messenger RNA from Strongyloides ratti, 795 nucleotides. RefSeq lists its product as hypothetical. The coding region runs from base 1 to 795 and encodes 264 amino acids. Lineage: Eukaryota; Metazoa; Nematoda; Chromadorea; Rhabditida; Strongyloididae. The transcript has 4 exons. The record is from RefSeq and is a predicted model, not a curated record.